AUGGAAGAAGUUGAAAAAGAAAAGAUAGCAAAUCUAUCUUCACAAUUACUAGUAACGACAAUAUGUCACCCUAUGGAAUAUGCAAAAGUUCUUAUUCAAAUUGGAUACGAGCCGUUGCCGCCGAGACGAUCAACAACACUUUUCGGUCGGCCUGCCAUGAUAUUACCUAACGUCUUUCAGUACAUCAAGUUUAUCAAGAAAUCUGAUGGUUUUUUUGGGUGCUACAGAGGUCUCUCUGCGAAAGUACUAGGUAUCAUCGCUUCCAACCAGCUUACUUCGAAAGUAAUCAACGGUUGUGGUAUCGACCUUCCUGAAAUCAAUGACCCUCCUAAUAUCGUGACGGAUGAAGAACCUAAAAUCGAGGAUUAUUACAAACUAGCUCGUCGGGAUAUGAUUAUGCACUCGGCAUCUGUGAUAGUGUCCUAUCCUUUCCACGUUGUGUCAGUUAGAAUGAUGGCAUCGUUUGUUGGUAAAGAAGAAGAUUACAGCUCCUUGUUAGGUACUAUUGUUACCAUUUACCGCGACGAUGGCAUACUUGGUUUCUUUCAUGGAAUUGUGCCGAAACUUCUAGCAGAUUUAACUUGUGUUGCUGUCACUGGUGUAUUGGCCUACUAUGUCAACAAAUAUUUGGUGAAAACGAAAGACCUACGUUAUUAUACUGUACCACUACUCACAUUUAUUACUAGUACUCUUACUUAUCCAUUAGUGGUGGUGUCUACUUGUAUGGCUGUAGCAGGAAGUAGCCUCAGAGCUGGCAAUCCUCCACUUAUGCCAGUAUACCCCUCUUGGCAAGCCUGCUGGAGAGAUCUUCUAAGGAACAAGCAACAUAAACGAGGAUCAUCCCUAAUCUUUAGGUACUAUAUUGCUCCUAUUGCGGCUAUGCAG
This is a messenger RNA of Brenthis ino (lesser marbled fritillary), 885 nucleotides long. Lineage: Eukaryota; Metazoa; Arthropoda; Insecta; Lepidoptera; Nymphalidae. The record is from the annotation of a GenBank genome assembly.